UUUUAAGUGAACACCAAAGAAGCUCCAGGAUAAGCAGACGACGGUAAUCCCUUGUUGUUUCCGUAUUGUGUGAAUCUGAGUAACGUCUGAUAGGUAGAGUCGCCUGAUAGGCGGAGCCACUGUUUUCAAUCCAACCGCCAAUCAGCGAUAACAGGAAAUCGCGGUUUCUUCAAAUUGUUGUUUAUUUCUGAAGAAAGACGGCGCAUUCAAAUAGGAUUUAACGGUGCUGCUGCUGCUUGCAUUAUUAAAGUAGUCCAAGAUGCUACUGCGAUCCAGAAAAUCCAUCCUCCCCAGGCAGGCAAGUGGGGAGAGUGACUCGAGUGAGGUAGAGUUUCUGGACACAACCACGGUAAAGCCGAGGAGACGGUCGACCCGCCCGCUCAGGAGAACUACGUACGAGGAGUCAGAUGAAUCCGACUCGGAGUCUGUCCAAGUGAUGGAGACACGUCAAAGUCACGCUGCAGAGCUGGAGGAGGAAACUGCUGCUGCGGAACUGAAGUAUUGUCGUGUUGUGCUGGACCGCCUGCGGGCUGAAGACGAAAAGGCUACGAGAAAAGAACUCGAGGAGAAAGAAGACAUGAACCGCAAAGGUGGGAAACUCCUCUCCCGAAUCCCCACUUUCCGACCGCGGCCUACAGUUGCGAGCCAAACCCCGGAGCUGCCUGGAUCCCAAACCGACACCCCUGUCCAUAUGACUCCUCCUCCCGAGAAAGCUGGCAGCGUGGAGGCCGAGAAGCCCAAGCUGCCUCAUGUGAGAGAAACCUCACUACCCCUGCCAUCGGUCCGCGUCCCCAAAUUGGACUUCGAACCCCCCUCUCCGUUAAGCAGCACAGAACGAGCCGCUGCGGCAGCCCAUAGUCCCCUAAUUGCUGCAUCCAAGAGCUCCAGUUCGCCUGAAUCUUCUCUGACUGCGAGCCCCAGGCCGGCCCUCAGACCAGAGCAGGGCUCGCAGCAACACGUAGGCCCCGAGAAAGCUGGCAGCGUGGAGGUCGCAAAGUCCAAGCCGCCUGAUGUGAGAGAAACAUCACUACCCCUGCCAUCCGUCCGCAUUCCCAGAGUCGACUCUGAAGCCACCUCUCUGCUAAGCAGCACAGAACGAGCCGCUGCAGCAGCCCAUAGUCCCCUAAUCGCUGCACCCAAGAGCUCCAGUUCGUCUGACUCUUCUCUGACUGCGAGCCCCAGGCCGGCCCUCAGACCAGAGCAGGGCUCGCAGCAACAUGUACCGGAGCCGGAGGAGAGCAAAACGUUUGAAAUGGAAACUGAAACCGUUCAGGAUGCCCCCGUAACUCAACUUCCGUGCGAGGACUCCAUCAGCCAAAAGCCACCGGAAGACACGGAAGAGUUUGCCACUGAGGUUAAAAGCAGGAUUACGCUCACCGCCGCUGGAGAUACCGAAGACGAGGCUAUUAUGGACGAACAACCGCCGUGGGAGGCAGGGCCGAUGAACCCACCUGAAUUAAAGGACAGUAGGUCUUCAUCAGAUGUCGAACGUGAGGAUGAUGUUGCAGAUGAAAAGUCAGACGGCCAUGAUUCAGAGGAGGAGGAGAAGCAUCAUGAACCACUUAUAAGCCAGUCCAAGUUUUCAUAUCCUGCAGAGGAAAAAACCAAUGUGGAUGAGUCGACCUCUCCUGUAGCACCAGAGAAGCCUGCUGGAGCUCAAUCAACCAAGAGUUCAGGAUGCUGCAGUUUUGCCCUCUUCUGCCUCCUGCCCACCACCUUGCUGCUUCUCGGGGGGGUUGGCCAGCACGUGUGGCACUACGGGCUUCCCAUGUCUGUGGCUCAGCUCACCGCUCAGAUGGAACUGCACUGGCUGGAGGGCUUUGGCCUAGUACCAGAGCCUUGCAGCACUGAUUGUCGAGUGCGCCUGGUGGAGAGCAUCCCCGAGGGUCUCUACCAGCCCUCUGCCUCGUCCAGGCGGAGCAUCGCAGACAGCUGGCUACAUCUGCUGGGCAAAGCCAACAGCUCGGUCCAUAUCGCUGCUUUCUACUUCACUCUACGUGACAGCGAGUCGGCGCACUCCUCUGACUCUCAGGGAAGAAUGGUCUUUGAGCAACUUAAACAACUUGAAUCCAAAGGUGUGGACCUCCAGAUUGCCGUCAACGCCCCCCAGACCUCCACUCAAGAUACGGCAGAAUUGGCUGCAACAGGUGCAGAGGUCAGAGAGGUGGACCUCAAGGCUGUGACCGGAGGCAUUGUCCACACCAAGCUGUGGGUGGUGGAUCAGAAGCACUUCUACCUGGGUAGUGCUAACAUGGACUGGCGCUCUCUAAGUCAGGUGAAGGAGGUGGGCCUGUCGGUGGAGGACUGCAGCUGCCUGGCUCAGGAUGCCUCUCGGAUCUUUGGCGUGUACUGGAGCAUCGGCGGCGUGAACAACGGCUCCCUGCCGCCGUACUGGCCUGCUCGUCUCUCUGCGCUGUCCAGCUCCCAGAAUCCCCUGCGCCUGAAGUUCAAUGGAGUGCCUGCUCAAGUGUACUUGUCUAGUUCCCCUCCGCAGAUCUCCGCCCGCGGCCGCUCUGACGAUCUCUCCACCAUCCUGUCGGUCAUCGACGACGCCCAGAAAUUCAUUUACAUCUCCGUCAUGGACUAUCUCCCUCUGUCACAGUACACAGAGCCACUCAGGUUCUGGCCCGCCAUCGACUCGGCGCUGCGUGCCGCCGCCUGCACCAGGCAGGUGCAGGUCCGACUCCUGGUCAGCUGCUGGAAGCACUCCCCCGCCGCCAUGUUCCCCUUCCUGCAGUCCCUGCUGGUGCUCCGCAGACCUCCGCUGAAGUGUGACGUCGACGUGAAAAUCUUCACGGUGCCUUCGACAGCGGAGCAGAUGAAGAUUCCCUUUGCACGAGUCAAUCAUGCCAAGUACAUGGUUACAGACCGAGUGGUCUAUAUCGGGACAUCCAACUGGUCGGAGAACUACUUCACCCGCACGGCUGGAGUGGGCUUGGUGGUGAACCAGACCGGCUCGGAGGUGAAGGAAGGCCAGGAGACUGUGCAGCGCCAGGCGGAGGAGCUCUUCCUCAGAGACUGGACGUCCCAGUACGCCAGCGCUCUCUCUGUGGACGACGAGGACGUCUGCCCUGGCGGCUCGCACUGGGGGGCCUUCUAUUGUAUGCUGAACAACAUCCUGUUUCUGAGAUCAGUGGAAAUGUGCCCUGGCUAAUGGAGCAGUUUACUGGAUGUUUCAAUGUCAAUAAAUACAACUUC
Sander lucioperca (pikeperch) is the source of this 3198-nucleotide messenger RNA. RefSeq names its product phospholipase D family, member 7 (gene pld7). The coding region runs from base 260 to 3154 and encodes 964 amino acids. Lineage: Eukaryota; Metazoa; Chordata; Actinopteri; Perciformes; Percidae. Gene Ontology annotation, molecular function: catalytic activity. The record is from RefSeq and is a predicted model, not a curated record. The transcript is spliced from 14 exons.